GACUUCCUUUCCGGGACACGUCCGGGGUAACUGGGGUGGCAACAAGUCGACUCGGCGGCUGCAGAAGCGCUGUAUGAUUGCAUUUAGUACUCUCUUUUGUGAAGCAGUCGGCGUGUUAACAGAGAACAGCUAUGGAGACGUUAUAUGGAGUUCCUUUUAGAGUGCUGGAAUGUCCCAAUAUCAAACUAAAAAAGCCGUCCUGGUUGCACAUGCCUUCUGCAAUGACGGUCUAUGCCUUGGUUAUCGUCUCCUAUUUUCUCAUUACUGGAGGAAUCAUUUAUGAUGUCAUUGUGGAACCUCCAAGUGUUGGCUCUAUGACCGACGAGCAUGGCCAUCAGAGGCCGGUAGCUUUUUUGGCCUAUAGAGUCAAUGGACAGUACAUAAUGGAGGGUCUCGCGUCUAGUUUUCUGUUCACAAUGGGAGGCCUGGGAUUCAUCAUUUUAGAUCGCUCCAAUGCUCCAAAUAUUCCAAAGCUGAACCGGUUUCUGCUUCUGUUCAUCGGGUUUGUCAGCGUCCUGCUCAGCUUCUUCAUGGCAAGAGUCUUCAUGAGAAUGAAACUACCGGGAUACCUUAUGGGUUAAUUCAAUCCCAGCAUUAACAAAAUUUCCAAAAGUAAGAGAAGAACAAAGAAGAACUGAAGAACUCAUUACUGGAUAGAAAUCCAGGAUUCUGUGCGUGACUUCAGAUGUCUGAAAAUACAUACCUAAUUAUACUUUGCUUGUGAAUAUUGCACAGUAUACACUGUUGUUUCUGCAACAGGUACUCCCCGCUUAAAUAAGUCACUGUGGGCAACACUUCCUUGUGCAGACUUUAAUUUCAAGUUUGUUUCCGAGCUUCUCUGACUUUUAUGUUCUGAAAAUGGUUAGUUGCCGUGAAAACCUCUUAACUAGCAGUAUUGAUGAAACGGGGUUGCGUUAUUGGCAAGUUAUUGACAGUGACUAGAUUGGUUAACAAAAAAAAGGAACUUUUAAGAGAUGCCUGAUUAUAAUUAAUUUGUCUUGAAAGGUUAAAAAAGGCCUUAAAAAAAAUGCCCAACUUGUGGUCUGCUUUGUGUAAAUGCAGCUGUAAAGUAAUAUUGUUUUCUACGUUUGGAAAUAAAAGCAUUUCUACUUUCACCAUA
Messenger RNA from Polypterus senegalus (gray bichir), 1120 nucleotides. It is a transcript of the gene ostc, whose product is annotated as oligosaccharyltransferase complex subunit. NCBI's taxonomy places the organism in Eukaryota, Metazoa, Chordata, Cladistia, Polypteriformes, Polypteridae. The record is from RefSeq and is a predicted model, not a curated record. Gene Ontology annotation, cellular component: oligosaccharyltransferase complex. The transcript has 4 exons. Bases 132 to 581 code for a protein of 149 amino acids.